AUCUAUGUGUGUAUAUGUCCAUAUACAAACCUAGCAAUUGAGAAAUACAAAUACAGGUUGGUAUGAAGCUCAAAUUAUGGCUGAAGCAGCUUUUUUUGUGGUUAGAACCAUUCAGAAAAAGUAAAAAAAGAACUGAAGAGAAAUGUUCACGUUUAGAGAUUUGCCUUAUUAACUGUAUUUAAAGCUACAAGGUCGCAUUUGAUUGCAGUUUCAUUAAAAUGAAAAUUCCAAUGAAAGAAACUUUUGUUUUGUAAAAUGUGUGUAAAUAACAAGAGCUCUUUCAAAGUGAAAUACAAAUUGUAUGUUCCAGCCUCUUUUUUUCUGGGUGUGUUGGUGGGGUAAGCAUUGUGUGAUACUUUUUCUUUCAACUACAAAGAGCUGUCAUCGAUGUCAUCCUGUCAGAUUGGAUCAUAAACGUUGAUCAUCACUGCAGACACAUCAGCAUGAUGAUCAACCACAGCAGCAGUGAAGCAUGGACCUUCAUCAACGCUUCCGGUCCCACCCUGCCUGUUCCAACAAGCGCAGCUAACAGAAGCAACAUGGAAGCAUAUCUUCAAAGACUUGCACAUUUAGAUGAAGGACUCUACAAUGACUUUUAUGGCCUCUGGGUCACAUUGAUAGUCAUAAACUGUCUAAUUUUUCUAGUGGGCAUGGUCCUCAACACUGUUGCACUGUACGUUUUUUGUUUCCGCACCAAUCCAAAGACCACAUAGGUGAUCUACACGAUCAACCUGGCCGUGACCGACUUGAUGGUGAACCUAUCUCUCCCAACCCGCAUCCUGCUGUACUACAGUGGAGGUGCUUGCCUCACCUGCUCCUACAUGCACAUUUUCAGCUACUUUGUCAACAUGUACUGCAGCAUCGUGUUUCUAACCUGCAUAUGCGUGGACCGUUACCUCGUCAUUGUGCAGUGGUCACAUACCCCUCCUUAUCGACUGCUCUCAAAAAACACUGGCUGCUGCAUUGCCAAGCUUCUCAUUCUCACCAUCACAGAGUUCUUCUUACCUUAUAUCAUCAUUUUGGUCUUUACUUUGCGCAUUAUGUGGGCCCUUAUUGACUGGCGCCUGAUGAAGCAAAGCAGAGAAAGGAGACAGAAAGCUGUUCAACUGCUGGCCACUGUGCUGGUCAUCUUCACAAUCUGCUUCACACCCUUCCACGUCAGACAGGUGUGGGUUUACUUCUACCCAGAUAUGCCGCAUAAUGUGAUUGUAUAGCACUUAACAGUCACUCUCAGCAGUUUAAACAGCUGUAUGGAUCCUAUUGUUUACUGCUUUAUUACAAAUAAUUUCCAGGCCACUGUGAGACAUCUUUUCCAGCGUGUAAAGGCGGAGCAGACCAGUGGUGAAAUUGUCAGUAUGCAGCAUAGCUCUUAGGCCUCAGGAAGGAUAGCCAGCGCCAACACUAAUAAUGUGAUGGUGAUGAUGAAAAUUACCGGCGCAGUGCAAAGAGACAAUUGGAGAAAGAGAUGCACUCCGUGGAACUUCUCACUGUUUGCUUGGCAAUAA
Oryzias latipes (Japanese medaka) is the source of this 1505-nucleotide messenger RNA. The record is from RefSeq and is a predicted model, not a curated record. NCBI's taxonomy places the organism in Eukaryota, Metazoa, Chordata, Actinopteri, Beloniformes, Adrianichthyidae.